Molecule: messenger RNA, 1659 nt
Organism: Kwoniella shivajii
Lineage: Eukaryota; Fungi; Basidiomycota; Tremellomycetes; Tremellales; Cryptococcaceae
Exons: 13
Coding region: 1-1659 (552 amino acids)
Biological process (GO): transmembrane transport
Cellular component (GO): membrane
Source: RefSeq, a predicted model, not a curated record
AUGACAACCGAGACAGGGGCGAUUAUAUACAAGGCCUUUGCGCCGACGAUCAAAAUGAUGAUCUGUAUUGGACUAGGAAUAGUCUUAACAAAACGAUGCAAUUUUCAACCGAUAUACGCAAAGGGUGUCAGUAUAUUGUCUCUGAACAUCUCUUUGCCCCUUCUUAUCUUUGGAUCAAUGGUGACUGCUUUUACGCCAGAAAAUAUCAAAGCGUUUGGUCCGCUGGCCAUGAUGGCUAUAUUCUAUCAGUUCUUGGGAUUGGUCUUCGCUUUGAUCACCAGGGAGAUCUGUUACGUUCCACCAGAUUUUCAGUACGGUAUCUUAGUGAUGGGUGUUUUGUCAAACUGGGGUAAUUUGCCAACAGCGGUUGUUUACACUGUCGCCAAAGGAUCUCCCUUUGAUCCUAGCACCGAUACUGAGCUUGGUGUAGCAUAUAUCGCCGUUUUCGUGCUGGUCAUGACCGUGACCUUGUUUCCGCUUGGGAUGCACAAGAUGUGUGCUUGGGAUUUCCGAGAAGAAAACCUCGCACGAGAUAAACCUUUGCCCCUUCGUCAACGAUGGUCUCAACGAUUUGAGUCUAUCAAAUCCAUAAUUCGACCUGCUAAAAUCAAAUCAGAUGAUGAAGAGCAACAGGGCGAAAAAAGCCAUGAUAGUGCUACUACAUUGAGUGCGCCUACCGCUUCACCUUCAGACGUAUUAAGUCGACAUCGCUCUGAGCAUGAUUAUCAUAAAUCUGCUAGAACAACAUCUACAACGGAUAUGGAAGGAGAUGCAGAAGAUGGAGAUAUAGUAGCACCUGAUUUAGUCUAUCGAGCUAGAUUUGCUGGAGGAGCCGAUGUCACACGUAAGAAAUCAAGAGCUUCAUCAUUUCACUCCUUGAUGGAGUCUACAAGACCAAUUCCACCUACAGCACCUCUGGACGCUGUCGGAAUUGCUGAACCGUGUCAAGAUCCAACGUCUCCUGAACCCGAUAUAUUACAGCCUGUAUGUUCUCGACACGGAGGUGAAACUUAUAAUUACCAUCAUCCUGCUACACCGGCACCUUCCAUUCAUGCGGCGAAACCACCACUUAAGAAGAAGAUCAUGAAAUAUGUGAACCCUUUUUUAAGUCCUUUCAUGGCUGCGAUUAUACUGGGGAUCAUCUGUUCAACCGUACAGCCAAUCAAAGCUCUUUUCGUCACAGGUGUACCUGGCUGGUCAGGAACGAGAAUACCAAAUGCACCUAAUGAUGAACCUCCUCUAGCGUUCAUCAUGGAUACCGCUACUUUCUUGGGCAGCAUCUCGAUUCCCGGUGGUUUGGUCUUGCUAGGAGCUAGUUUUGGAAGACUGAAGGUCCCCAAGAAUUGGAAUGAAGUUCCUUUUGCUGCCAUUUUCGCCAUGACCGCGUUCAAAAUGAUAGUGACACCAAUCAUCGGGACGUUCUUCGUUAUCGGACUCAGGGAUCAUACAAGCCUGUACCCAAAGGAAGAUAAGAUGAGAACGUUUGUCGCUGUCCUCUUGAGCGGUACUCCAGCGUCUGUUAAUCAGUUAGUCAUCACCCAAUUGUACAAUCCGCAUGGAACGGCGGAUACACUGUCGACUUUCCUGGCAUUGCAAUAUAUAAUGAUGCCGAUAUUAUCGACAGCACUCGCUGCUAUUGCUCUUUUUGUUGUAAAAUAA